AGGAGGAGGAGGAGGAGGAGGAAGAGGCCGGUCCCGUUGGCUCCGGGCCGGGUCCCCGUUGGCCUGCGGCGGGGCCGAGCCCAUGCGCCCCCCUGCGCGCGCCCGCCCGGGGCCCAGGGGCAGGGGCAGGGCCGGGCCCGGGACAGACCCCCGGCGCACGGACCGACAGAAGGACCGGCCCGAGUUGACCACCACCAUGCUGACCUUGGACGGAGGCCGGGCGAGGCUCCGGGGAUCCUGGCUGGCCUGCUGGCUGUCCCUGUGCGCCGCCGAGAGCCUGUCCUCCUGCCCGGCCCCCUGCAAGUGCGACGGCCCCAGCCAGGCGGUGGACUGCAGCGGGCUGGGCCUGUCCUCCGUGCCCCCGGACCUCCCCGCCGGCACCCGCACCCUCCUGCUCCCCAACAACCGGCUGAGCGUCCUGCCCGGCCGGGCCUUCGCCAACCUGUCGGGCCUGCAGCGGCUGGACCUGUCCAACAACUUCCUGGACCCGCUGCCCGCCGCCCUGUUCGCCGACCUGGUCAACCUGACCGAGCUGCAGCUGCGCAACAACAGCGUCAGAAGCCUGGAUAGGACCCUCCUGGGCCGCACGCCCCUCCUGCGCCACCUGGACCUGUCCCUCAACGGGCUGGCCCAGCUCCCCGCCGGCCUCUUCGACGGACUGCCCGCCCUGCGCUCCCUGUCCCUCCGCUCCAACCGCCUGCACAGCCUGGACCGGGCCACCUUCGAGCCCCUGGUGCGCCUGCAGCUGCUCCAGGUGGGCGAGAACCCCUGGGAGUGCGACUGCAAACUGAGGGGCUUCAAACACUGGCUGGAGUGGUUCUCCUACCGAGGAGGCCGCCUGGAUCAACUGGCCUGCACCCUGCCCAAGGAGCUGAGGGGCAAGGACAUGAGAACGGUGCCCGUGGAGAUGUUCAACUACUGCUCCCGGCUGGAGGAGGGGGAGGAGGGCGGCGGCGGGCAGGAAGCCCCCACCCCACCCUGCCCCCGGCCCGGCCCGGAGCCCGCCAGGCCCAAGGCCGCGGCCGAGCCGGAACCGGAGCCCGGCCCGGCCUGCCCGCAGAAGCAGCGGUACCGUCCGGUCAGCGUGAGAAGGGCCGUGGGCACCGUCAUCAUCGCGGGGGUGGUCUGCGGAGUGGUCUGCGUCAUGAUGCUGGUGGCCGCCGCCUACGGCUGCAUCUACGCCUCCCUCAUGGCCAAGUACCACCGCGAGCUCCGGCGACGCCAGCCCCUCAUGGGCGAGGCCGGACCGGCCGGCCAGCGCCCCGGACAGAAGCGCAUCUCCUCCGUGGCCUGACCCCGGCUCUAGCCCCCCCAUCCCACGCCCGGGACGCCCCCUCCCCUCGCCCCUCCUCCCCCAGGUCAGCUCCCUAGCCACCCCCUCCGGCCACAGUGGCCUCUGAGGGGGGCGGGCGUU
This is a messenger RNA of Ornithorhynchus anatinus (platypus), 1414 nucleotides long. It is a transcript of the gene LRTM2, whose product is annotated as leucine rich repeats and transmembrane domains 2. Gene Ontology annotation, molecular function: protein binding. Lineage: Eukaryota; Metazoa; Chordata; Mammalia; Monotremata; Ornithorhynchidae. The transcript has 4 exons. Gene Ontology annotation, cellular component: plasma membrane. Bases 83 to 1294 code for a protein of 403 amino acids. The record is from RefSeq and is a predicted model, not a curated record.